GCGGCGCACUAACGGUCCGAGCCGGCUGCGGGCUGGCGGCGCCUGGUGAGUAGAGAAAUUGAAAGAGGAAUGGAAGAUAGAGAAGGGGAGAGAAAGGUAGAAACCUGCAGACCUGCUUCACCACUUGACAAGCGACCUUCCUGCAGGCAACUCAGAUUUUUAUUGUUUCUGCUCAUUUUGACUCUACAAAAUAACUCAGCAGCCUUUAAAGAUACAGAAUCCAGUAAACUGUGAAGCAGAGUCAUGACUGAAAAACAGCAGGAAGAAGCAGAAUGGGAAAGCAUAAAUGUGAUGCUGAUGAUGCAUGGCUUAAAACCUUUGUCUUUAGUCAAAAGAACAGAUCUUAAAGAUCUUAUCAUUUUUGACAAACAGUCAUCACAAAAAAUGAGACAUAACUUGAAAGCAUUGAUGGAAAAAACAGCGUGUCAACAGAACAUGAUCCAGGAGCUCAUAGAAACAAAUCAACAGCUGAAAAAUGAACUUCAGCAGGAACAGUGCCGAGCAGCAAGCCAGGAACACCGAGCUAACGACUUGCAACAAAUCCUGGACAGCGUGAAAGUCAAAGUUGGUGAACUGGAGGAUGGAUCCCUACAUAGGGUUUGUGAACAACAAAAUAAAAUAAAAGAGCUUCACAAGGAGCAGAAAGCUUUACAGAUGAAAUGUCAGAAUUAUAAAGAAAAACAGAUGGAACAGCAAGAAACUAUUGCUUGUUUGCAAAAUGACAUCUAUAGAUUUAAAAAGGAGGAAGAAGAGCGCAUUGUCACUCAGAACAGAGUGUUUGCCUAUCUUUGCAAAAGAGUGCCUCAUACCAUCUUGGACCGACAGCUGCUGUGUCUAAUUGAUUAUUAUGAAUCUAAAAUAAGAAAAUUUUGUAGACAAAGGCAGUAUAAAGAGGAAGAAGAAAGCUACUCAGAAGAAGAAAAAGACUAUAGGAGCCUGAGUGCUUCACCAACUUACAAAGGCCUUCUACUGUCAUUACAGAAUCAACUCACGGAAUCAAAAUUUAAGAUCGAUACACUUUUAAGUGAAAAGUUGAAUCUCCAAAAAGAUUUGGAAACCAGGCCCACACAGCAUGAAUUAAGACUUUAUAAACAGCAGGUGAAGAAACUGGAGAAAGCCCUUAAGAAAAACAUCAGGUUGCAGGAUCUUAUCAGUCAAGAUAGGCCCGAGGACACAGAGAAAAAAAAAGAGCCCAGCAAAGAUAAACAGCAGCAGGUCCUGCUCGACCAGAGACACUUUCAGGUGCUGUGUAGCAUCAAUUCAAUUAUUCACAGUCCAAGAGCUCCAGUAAUAAUUUAUAAACAGAGCAAAGGAGGCGCCCAGCAUUUUAAUAAAGAUUUCAUUCAAGACUGUGGAUUUGAGCAUCUUGUCCCUAUAAUAGAAAUGUGGGCAGAUCAACUGAUUUCCCUAAAGGAUUUAUAUAAGUCCUUGAAAAUACUAUCUGCAGAAGUGGUACCUUGGCAUAAUUUAAAGAAGCAAGAUGAAAAUGAAGGUAUCAGAGUCGAAGAUCUAUUAUUUAUAGUAGAUACCAUGUUGGAAGAAGUUGAAAAUAAGGAGAAGGACAAUAAGAAGCCAAACUUUCAAACUUUGCAUGCUAUUGUUUCUCAUUUCCAAAAAUUAUUUGAUGUGCCUUCUUUAAAUGGUGUCUACACCCGAAUGAAUGAAGUUUACACAAGACUUGGCGAAAUGAGCAACGCGGUGAGGAACCUCCAGGAACUCUUAGAAUUAGAUAAUUCAACCUCAUUGUGUGUACUGGUGAGCACCGUUGGCAAAUUGUGUAGCAUGCUCAAUGAGGAUAUCAAUGAACAGGUCAUGCAAGUGCUGGGACCGGAAGACCUCGAAAGCAUUAUCAAGAAAUUGGAAGAACAUGAGGAAUUUUUCCCAGCAUUUCAGACAUUUACUAAUGAUCUACUUAAAAUCUUAGAAGUUGAUAACUUGGAUGCCAUUGUACCUGCAGUAAGGAAAUUAAAAGUACUUUCAUACUGAAAACAAGUCAGAUCCUUUACUGUGUAAAUUGCAUUCUUAACAACAUCAGUUCUAAGCAUUUUUUGUAGGAUCGACCUUACUUGGAGACAAGGGUCAAAAAAUGGAUUUGUUCUCAGAAUUCAUUUUCUUCACAGUAUUGAGUUAUUUUCCAUCUUUGUGUCUAUAAACUUAGAGGUUCUUAGAAGCAGUUGUUAAGCUAAAGUAGUAAGGUAGCUGUAGAUUCUUUAAUCAUUUAUUAAGCAGUUCUUGAGUGUUUAAAAUUAUACUGUGUGGGUACUAGAGAAACUCAAGGAAUGACAUUCAGUAGAAUGAUUAAGAUCAGGGUUUUGUGACAUUUCUGAAUUUGGGAGCCUGGAGUGCCAAGUCCAGUUGGUGGGAAGCUAUUGCUUUCCCGGCAAAGAUUAGUUGGUUGAGUCCAUUCGGACAUCCUGCCUAACACUUGCCCUUCAAAAUCAAAGAGAGAAAAGGAAGAAGGAAAAAGUUUUCCCAUUCUGUAGGGCAGGAAAUGAAUCAUGGGUAAAAUAGAUGAGUAUAUAGGGGUCUCUUUGUAAUCUUGAUGUAAUAUGACUUUUAUAAGGACAUGGUACUUUAAAUAAAUUUUUUAUGAAGACUU
This is a messenger RNA of Erinaceus europaeus (western European hedgehog), 2599 nucleotides long. It is a transcript of the gene CEP70, whose product is annotated as centrosomal protein 70. The record is from RefSeq and is a predicted model, not a curated record. Gene Ontology annotation, cellular component: centrosome. Gene Ontology annotation, biological process: cilium assembly; regulation of microtubule cytoskeleton organization. Gene Ontology annotation, molecular function: gamma-tubulin binding. Bases 244 to 1986 code for a protein of 580 amino acids. The transcript is spliced from 18 exons. Lineage: Eukaryota; Metazoa; Chordata; Mammalia; Eulipotyphla; Erinaceidae.